UAGCGGGGCGGACGCUCUGUGAAGAGGCUGGUGCGGACCGGGGAGCGGCAGAACCACAUCCGGUAGUGGGAGAGCUGUGUGGGCUCCUGCGAGUAGGAAGAGUGGAGGCUGUGUCCCACAGAUUCUGCCAUCAUGAACAUAUUUGAUCGGAAGAUCAACUUUGAUGCACUCUUAAAAUUUUCCCACAUAACUCCCUCAACACAGCAGCACCUGAAGAAGGUCUAUGCCAGUUUUGCUCUCUGUAUGUUUGUGGCAGCUGCGGGGACCUAUGUCCAUGUGGUCACUCAUUUCAUCCAGGCUGGCCUGCUCUCUGCAUUGGGCUCUCUGGGCUUGAUGCUUUGCCUGAUGGCAAUACCUCACAGCCAUGAAACUGAGAAGAAAAGGCUGGCGCUUCUUGCUGGAUUUGCUUUCCUUACGGGAGUUGGCCUGGGCCCCGCUCUGGAGUUGUGCAUUGCCAUCAACCCCAGCAUCCUUCCCACCGCCUUCCUGGGCACAGCAAUGAUCUUCACCUGCUUCACCCUGAGUGCACUCUAUGCCAGGCGCCGUAGCUACCUCUUUCUGGGAGGUAUCUUGAUGUCCGCCAUGAGCCUAAUGCUCUUUUCUUCCUUGGGGAACCUUUUCUUUGGAUCCCUUUGGCUUUUCCAGGCAAACCUGUAUUUGGGACUGGUGGUGAUGUGUGGCUUUGUCCUUUUUGAUACCCAACUCAUUAUUGAAAAGGCUGAAAAUGGAGAUAAGGAUUAUAUCUGGCACUGCGUUGACCUCUUCCUAGAUUUUGUUACCCUCUUCAGAAAACUCAUGAUGAUCCUGGCUAUGAACGAGAAGGAUAAGAAGAAAGAGAAGAAAUGAAAGGCCAUCUAGCCUGUCCCGGUUUGACUUCCCUCCACCCCUCAUUUCCUCUUUGCACACAUUACAGGUGGCGUGUUCUGUGAUAAUGAAAAGCAUCAGAAAAGCUUUUGUACUUUGUGGUUUUCUCUAUUUUGAAUUUUUUGAUCAAAAAACUGAUUAGCAGACUAUAGUUUGGAGUUUGGCUUCACAUUCCCGAGGUUUGUCCCCAUUCCCUUCCUCUCAGCCCCAUCCCUAGCCUCUUCCUUUGCCCAGGCUGCCAGUCCUCCGUGACGAGGAGCGUGACACAGAGGAAGCAAACUCCAGGGGUCUGCUUUCCGACAUGGCGGCACCAAGGGAUUCGGACUGUUCGGUAGCGCCUCCUCGCCUGUCCCUUCCGCAGCGUUACUCAGCUGGCGCGGUUGUUGUGGAACCAGGCAGUGUUUGCCACUGAAAAGAAGUUUGCUGGUGGGUCUGAGCUUCUGUCAACCCCUACAAAAGAUAUGAAGAGCCUCUUUGGUGGAUGCUUUGCUUCCUUGAAUUGCCCAAGUUGCUGCAGGUCUGGCAGACACGCCUUUCUGCCUGGCCGUAUGAAAGGAAUAUGAGUUUGUGUGUGUGUCCCCUUUCCUGUCUCUUUUCUGGCCCUCCACGAGUCGGCCUGCUCUCCGGCCAUGGGGUGGGAGGAUUUCAGCACAAAGGGAAGACCUUUUCUUGUGUGGCAUUUAUGAAAAGGCUGUGUGGCAACCAUAGAAUCCCCAAACUUCCUGAGUUUUUUUUUUUUUUUUUUUUUUAAACUGGUUAUCACCUUAGUUGCUCCACCAGCUGACUGUGUUAAAUGUUCUAGAAAGGAAGAUACAGGGAAGGGGAUUGGUUGAGCCAUGGGGGUAGUUGGAACUAAUCCUGGGAGACAAACCCAGAGAAGGACUUGUUUGGGGGAGGGGAGAGCUAAAGCUGAUAUAACUGAGUGGUUCUUUGAUCAGAUCAACAGAGUGGGAAUGUGAUGACGUGGGCGGCAGCAUUCCUCACAGUUCCUCGGUGCAUUUCUCUCAUUUCCCACCUUGACACAGUGGUCUCAAGCCAGAGACUCGGGGCAGUAGGUGUUUGUUUUCCACAUGUGCUUUAGUUUUUGGCUUGUUUACCUGUUGAACAAAAAUGUACAACCUUCCAGAGGAGGCCCAGGUACUAAACCUGCAGUAUCUGAUCCCCUGCAGUUUUGUGCUUGCAGGUGUAGGAGGCAGUGCUAGUGGGGAUCCCCAGCUCCUCCCGGGGGUGGCGGACGGACAAGCAGCCUUGGCAGCUUGUAGUUCUGGGAUUUCAGGGUAAAGGGGCCUGAGCCAUUGAAGGCGCGCGGCGGCUGGCCUCCCCGUGAGGCUGUCGCUGUGCACAGCCGGCGGCCCACGGAGUCGCCCCGUGGCUGUGGGGGCACAGUGCACCUAGGAACAGAAUGCUUUGUUCCUGGGCUGUGUGUAUUCCUGGAGGGACAUGACACUGCUGCCUCCAGUCUCUGGCUUGAGAACUUACUAAAGCGACUUCCUUCUCAUGCAACCCCCACUAGCAACUUUCCACAAAUUGGUUGAUUCUCUGCUAGUUCUGAGAAUCUGAAUUAUAUCUCUUGAAGCCAAACUCCACCUCUUGUGCUUUUUUGCUUGGGAUAAAGGAAUUUUUCUUUAGAAACAGUGCCAAGAAUGACAAGAUAUAAAAAACUACUUUUAAAGAAAAUGCCUAACAGGUUUUUAAUACAGUAAUCACUGUAAUUAUCACUUUCUUUUCUAGUUCCUUCGUUUUCAGCUCAGGCUGCAUUCUCUAACUCAUACUGUGAAGACAAAGGUGUUUUUGAUUCAGAAAUAUAUGAGAUCUACAUAGUCUUAAUUUGUAAAAAAUAAAGAAAAUUCCUUAACCUUUCCUGGUAGUGUG
Messenger RNA from Talpa occidentalis (Iberian mole), 2736 nucleotides. RefSeq names its product transmembrane BAX inhibitor motif containing 6 (gene TMBIM6). The transcript has 10 exons. Gene Ontology annotation, biological process: cellular response to unfolded protein; negative regulation of apoptotic signaling pathway; negative regulation of RNA splicing. The record is from RefSeq and is a predicted model, not a curated record. Gene Ontology annotation, cellular component: mitochondrial membrane. Gene Ontology annotation, molecular function: enzyme binding. Bases 133 to 846 code for a protein of 237 amino acids. Lineage: Eukaryota; Metazoa; Chordata; Mammalia; Eulipotyphla; Talpidae.